GAGCUGCGCCAUUCUCGAAAAGGGCAGCGCACGAGGCGUACGCCGGGCCUGGGACGCUCCACGCUGUUUUUACUUUUCACCGACUCCAUUGCUGUGAUAUUAGAUUGUUUUUUAUCCGCUUGUUAGAAACGAGGAAACGAAGCCAGAACUACCAUGGAGGACGACCAGCAAUUCUGCCUAAGAUGGAACAACCACCAGAGUACACUAAUACAGAAUUUCGACACACUCCUCGAGAGCGGUACGCUGGUCGACUGUACCCUGGCAGCGGAGGGGAAGACUCUCAAGGCCCACAAAGUAGUCCUCUCCGCAUGCAGUCCAUACUUUGAGUGCCUCCUCAGCGAACACUACGACAAGCACCCAGUCUUCAUACUCAAGGAUGUUAAAUUCAAAGAACUAAAGGCGAUGAUGGACUAUAUGUAUAGGGGGGAAGUUAAUAUUUCCCAAGACCAAUUGGCAGCACUUUUAAAAGCCGCUGAGUCACUGCAAAUUAAGGGCCUUUCGGAAAGUAAAACAGCUGGCAGUGAUAAGACGGAAUCCAGGCCACAGAAAACCGUCUGCACCGUGCAACCGACAGCACCAUCGUUAGACAUUCCACACGCGUCUUCCGGUCUGACGAUAGAAAAGAACAAAGUUCCUAGGCAGACGCAAAGUUCCGUGGGGGAUAUCCCCGUGGAUACGGAUAGUCCUCAGGGGUUAAAAAGGGGUCUUACCUCCUCCUCUAGGGAAGGCUCGCCGCAAAGUCCAAUAUCGAGAAAAAGAAAAAGGUUUCGAAGAAGAAGCUUAGACGAAGAAAACACUAUAGAAAAUCAAGAUGCAUCGAGUUCCAGUGAUAUUCAGACUCAACAACAAAUGGGUAUACCGGCGCUUGGAAUCGCGCCUGUGGCGGACGAAAAAACACACGCAGAUUCGGCUGAUACUCUCGGCAGGUCAGCUUUAAUGACGCAGUUGACGAAAUCCGCCGACGAGAUGUUGCAGCUGCCACUUGAAAAACCCGAGCCAAAUGAUAAUCUCAUCGAGCCAAAGUCUGAAUACGAGGACCCUGAGGAGGCUGUCGAAGACCUGACGCUAGACGAUGAUAUGAAUGAUCUUAACGACAUGGAGCAGGACACAAAUAGAGCUGGACCGUCACACGAUCCCACCCAACACCCCGCAGGACUUGGCACGUGGCAUAUCACCGGUGACCGAAGUAACGCGGGGGGCGUCGUGGGUUCUGCGAUAGGAGCACCAGGAGCGACAGAUGAGGCCUUGUUAGCAGCUCAGGAAGCAGCGCAACAAGCUCAUCGCGACUCGCAAGAGUCGAUUCUCGAAUAUCGUUGUUCGCGAUGCGAUCGGCGUUAUUCGGUCCAAUACUGUCUGGAUAGGCAUCAGCGCUACGAAUGCGGGGUGGAGAAGCAGUUUGCCUGCGGGAGCUGUCUGCGGCGUUUCACCAGGCUGGAUAUUAUGCGGCAGCACCAGAAGAGGACGGGCCAUCAUAUAACGCCUUACAUUAGGGAGAGGAUCGAAAUGACGCGGUCGGGCUGGCAUUACCGAGACGGCAAAGGCGUACUCGAGGAAAUAUGAAAGCGAGGGCUAGCAGCGACAGCAGCAACGACUAACGGCGUUAACAUCAGCAACAGCAGAGCAGCAUGUCAGAUUCAUAGUCGCCCUUUCACUCCCGUUGUGUGAUUUCCACUUUCCAUCGGCGUCUUCGAGCUUUUCGACUAUGAAGAUGAGAGAAGCACGUCGCGAUGCCAAGUAAUUUAGUUUCUAAUUCUUUUCCCCCACACAUGUCUCUUGUCGCUUUCGCACUAGGUAACUGUAACUCAAGUACGUAUCUACAAAUUUGUAAUUUGUGCUUUCUGUCGAGAAGUCGACUGUCGCUGUCUGCUUUCCAUGGAUGCAGAUGGGACGCUUGAUCGCUCGAUAGAAAUUGAUGUUGGAGUAUCUGAAUUUCGUGUUGAUCUCCAAGUGGAAAAUUUUAAAAUUUACGAGGGGGUUUUAUAUUUUAUUUUAUUUUUUGUUUUGUUUAAAUGAAUUAGUAAAAAAAAUUUCUUUUUAAUUUUUGGAGUUCAACUCGAUUUUUCGGUUACGACAGAAAUUUAGCGUCAUAUUUUAAAGCAGUUAUCUAGUCGAGUCACAGUAUGUUUAUUAACUUGAGAAAUUAUAUUCGAUUUCAAUUAUUGUCUUGGCUCGUGACACGCACGAUUCUUGCUACAUUCGAUACUACUUUUCAAAUAUUUAAUAUAACGAUAUCUUUGUUUUGAUUCAAAUUCAUUUUGUUAAAGUUUAUUUUAUAUUACUUUGAAUAAUCGCUUGAUACAAUUACAUUUUUUUUUAUGUAAAAAAUGAGAUGACAGAAAAUUUGCAGUUUCAAGAUCUUAAAUAGAAAUUUUUGUUUGAUAAUGUUAUACCGAAAAUAACGGAUAGUUCGUAUAAAUGUUAAUUUAUCCAAAUUCAAAAUUGUUUAAUGUUUCAGUAAGAUAAUCUCUUGGAAAUACAAUCGGAGUUAUUAAUUACUUUUGUAAAUCGAUUCUUUAGAAACGACACGGCGAUGAUCGCCAAUCAUUGUUACAAUAAAUGGCCGAUUGCUGCGAAAAAUUAA
Molecule: messenger RNA, 2581 nt
Organism: Linepithema humile (Argentine ant)
Lineage: Eukaryota; Metazoa; Arthropoda; Insecta; Hymenoptera; Formicidae
Source: RefSeq, a predicted model, not a curated record